UUAUGCUCCUCUACAGAGCAGUUUGCGAAGAGGCGCAGAACUGCCAUGUGGUUCUCCAUCGCCCUGCAGUUCCUCUCUAUCGUCAUCCUGGUGGUGGGACUGGUGUCCGCCACACGCACGUCCAAUGUAGCCGUGGCUGGUCACUACCCCGGGAUCAUCCUGAGUUUUGGAUCCUUCCUUGGGAUUGUGGGAAUAAACCUCGUGGAGAACCGGAGACCGAUGCUGGUGUCAUCCAUCAUCUUUGUCAGUAUUGGCGUGGUCGCCGCCUUCUUCUGUGCUAUUGUGAACGGGAUCAUUGCAGCUGAGUUCAUGGACAGGAGACCCCUGCUGGAGGACAGGUGUGAGUUCUUCGUCAGUGGGUACGCCUACGACAACUAUUACACCGAGGUGACCUGCUACUCUUUUAACAGCAAGUGUAAACUUCGAGUGAAAAGCAACACUUGCUACUGCUGUGACCUGCACAGCUGCGAGAGCCCGGACGACCACUCGCGUUAUUACGAGUACACGGGUGUCAACAGCUGCUCAGACGUGGUGCAUCUCUACCGUCUCCUCUGGUCCUCCGUGGUACUGAACAUCCUGGGCCUGUUGCUGGGCAUCCUCACUGCAGCCAUACUGGGAGCCUUCAAAGACAUCAGCCCCACCCCCCAGACGUCCCCCAGCCUGGCUCCGCCUCCUCACAUCCUGUACAAUCCUACACAGCACAUGCUGACCUACACUGGAUACUGCCCGUCCACCCAGACCCUGCCCGCAUACCCCAACUACCCGCUGCCCUUACAGCACCCCAGCAACUACCAGCCCCCACCUCCAGCAGCCCCGCCCGCGCCUGAGUCACCUGCGCCCCCCUCCGAAGAGAGCCAGCCCCCCUCCCAGGGCUCUUCCAGCUACAUGCUGACCCCCAACGCCCCAGUGCUUUAUGGGAUGGCUUACGGCCCCUGUGAGAAGCCCCCACCAUAUGCGUACUGA
Molecule: messenger RNA, 963 nt
Organism: Conger conger (European conger)
Lineage: Eukaryota; Metazoa; Chordata; Actinopteri; Anguilliformes; Congridae
Product: transmembrane protein 255B
Exons: 8
Source: RefSeq, a predicted model, not a curated record